Messenger RNA from Mesorhabditis spiculigera, 972 nucleotides. Lineage: Eukaryota; Metazoa; Nematoda; Chromadorea; Rhabditida; Rhabditidae. The record is from the annotation of a GenBank genome assembly.
AUGGCCUUCAAGGAGAAGCCCGACGUCACCGUCAUCGAGAACUGCGCGUGCGCAAAGUGUGAUGCCGCCGCCCGCGAAGCGUCCGCCAUCGGCUCCUACUCGUGCCUCACCAACGUCGAGAAGCAGGAGCACGAGCAAAAGCGCUGGCUCUCCUACCCGACCCUGAUGGCCGUGAUGCGGCACAGCGAGCGAAUGGACGACAUGUUCCCCGGGUGGGACCGGCGCUUCGAGCCGGCCGAGGCGUACGCGCCGUACGACUUGAACAUGCCGCAGAAGCUGCCCAUCCACCGGCCGAUCGACAACUACCGACGUGACCCGAUGCUGACGCGGACCGGCUGUAUCCUUGCUCAAAUCGUCGGCCAGGGGUUGUACUAUCGGGACAAGAGUCCAGACGUCAUCUACUGCUCCCCCGCCCUUCGUUGUCUCCAAACGGCCGAAUUUGUGCGCCAGGCUUCUGGAAGCUCGGCCUCACUCCGCGUCGAGCCGGGCCUCUUCGAGAACAUGUCCCUCUACGACGCCAAGCCCAAGCUGCUCAGCCCCGAGCACCGCACCUGCUUCGGCGUCGACCGGGACUACAAGCCGCUGUUUGAUUUUGAUCAGAUGUACGAGAAGGGCGAGACGAACAAAGACUACAACGAGCGCAUCCACACCGUCCUCCACCGCAUCGCCACCACGGCCGAGACGUGCGAUGGGCCGAGAAGGGAUGAAAGCAGGGUUUUGGUGGUCGGGCACGCGUCGACGGUGGACAUGGCGGUCGGGCUGCUCGGCGAGCCGGUGCGGCACAGUACGAUGCAGGAUCUGCACAAGAUUGGGGACAGGGUCCCGUACUGCUCGCUGGUGUGCCUCGUGCCGCAGAAGCCGACGCUCGCCCCGACGGCCGACAGUGUUUGGAAGCUGCAGAUCGGCGCCGUCCCGCCGGUCUCCUACAAGAACUUCAGCAACCGCCCCAACCACCUCUUCAUCAUGCGGAAA